AUUGUUGUUGUUAUUAGUUAUGGGUGCGGGUGAGUGUGGAGGCGGGUGAGAGGCGGGUGAUGAAGGGCGACCCUUGCCAGAAGCAAGCCUGUGCCAUCCAGCACUGCUUGAAGGUUUAUAACUACAAAGAAGCUGCUUGUCAAGCACAAAUAGCCGCACUGCAAGAGUGUUGCAAGAAGUGGGGCAAGGAGUCCGGCUGCUGUGCCGGCGUGAAACUAAAUAAUCAAAGUACCAACGAGAACAACAACAAGACACCUGACUUUACUCCUGGUUCUGAUGCCUAAAAGGAAUGUCUAAACCAGGCAGUCCUCAAAUCAGGGCACCAAAACCUGUAUUUCCUGGAAACUACCGGUCAGGUCCAGCAGGCCCGGUAUUCCAAGAUGUUCAAAAAUACAAAUUAAACCAAAGUGGAAGGCCAGAUUCCAGACUAGAUGGGUUGUCAUCAGGUACCCAUCAGGCACAAAAAUUAAGGAAGAUUGGUCGUUUUCAGCGUUGGACGCAGCUCAACCCAUAUAAAUUCCAUUUUACUGCAGUAGGCUUAGGGCUUUUACUGUUUUUCAACAAGCCCAUAUAUGACUUUUUCCUGAAUGAAGGAAAAGAAGGACCUCGAGUAAAAGGAGAACGAGGGUAUAGAGGUUGAAAUAUAAGACCUCAAUAAUGGAAUCUGUGAGAAAAUCACAAGGUCGUCUUCAAAUGUACCCUAAGCUAGUUGCCGAGUGUAGGUCUACUGCAGUAGAAUAUGCUCGCUGUGUAGCACUGAAGGAAAAUGUUCUUAAAGGUGAUUGUGCU
This is a messenger RNA of Procambarus clarkii (red swamp crayfish), 789 nucleotides long. RefSeq lists its product as uncharacterized. The record is from RefSeq and is a predicted model, not a curated record. NCBI's taxonomy places the organism in Eukaryota, Metazoa, Arthropoda, Malacostraca, Decapoda, Cambaridae.